Molecule: messenger RNA, 2253 nt
Organism: Engraulis encrasicolus (European anchovy)
Lineage: Eukaryota; Metazoa; Chordata; Actinopteri; Clupeiformes; Engraulidae
Gene: rnf14
Product: ring finger protein 14
Exons: 8
Coding region: 326-1756 (476 amino acids)
Biological process (GO): positive regulation of proteasomal ubiquitin-dependent protein catabolic process; ubiquitin-dependent protein catabolic process; protein polyubiquitination
Cellular component (GO): cytoplasm; ubiquitin ligase complex
Molecular function (GO): zinc ion binding; ubiquitin conjugating enzyme binding; ubiquitin protein ligase activity
Source: RefSeq, a predicted model, not a curated record
UUUCAUAUUGGUGCAUCUCAGUACAAUGAUCCAACAAGAUUUGGGCAUUGAAUGUAUCCAUAUGUGUAUAAUGUGGUGCUACUGUUAAAAAAAGCACAGGUAAAGCAAAGCACAGGUUUUCUAAAAAGGGCUGUGGGCAAAGUCUGUUGACAUACAGUAUAACACCGGUAGAUGGCAAUGUUAUGGUGGAAGCCUCAGUCAUCACCAUAGAAAGAAUGAUAGAACUAGAAGACCGACCGGCUUGAUGGGCAUGAGUAAACAGCUGCGCUCCUUGUGCAGCAGCCACGGCGCGGCUACACUCUUAUGACAGCUGAAAGAAGGUUAAAUGGCGGAUGCACAGGAAGAGAGGGAAAAUGAAAUGCUUGCUUUAGCAAGUAUUUACGACGAAGACGUCUUCCGCCAAGCCGAUUCUGGUGACAGGGGCGAGGUACACUUGUGUCUGGAUCUUCCUCCCAACUUCAAGUUGGUUUUUCAAGGGGUGGAACAGACAGAGCAUGAUGUUUCUUUUCUACCUCCACUUAAACUGGAGUUUGCGCUACCUGAAGAUUACCCCUCAUCUUCUCCUCCCAUCUUCACUCUAAAGUCCAAGUGGCUCACACGGAUUCAGCUGUCGGCUCUCUGCAAGCGAUUGGACGAGCUGUGGGAGGAGAACGAGGGCUGCGUGGUGCUCUUCACAUGGAUCCAGUUCCUCAAGGAGGAGACUCUGGACUUCCUGGAGAUCCAGUCUCCUCUCCUGGUGGGCACACAUAGCAGCAACAAGACCCAGCAUGACCUCGCCAAGACCACCACCACUACCUCCACCGCCGCCACCACCUCCCAGGAAGGUGUCACAGCACCUGGGGAAGCCUCCUCCGCAGCGCCCCACCUGGUGGAUCCCCGGGCCGUGCUGGACCUGGACCAUAAGCACGAUCUGGCCGCGCAGCUGCUGGACUUCAACGAGGAGCAGUGGCUGAAGGUCUUCAAUGGCAAGAUGUUGAACUGUGGCAUCUGCUUCACGGAGAAGCUGGGCGGCGACUGCCUGUACUUCAAGAUCUGCAACCACGUCUACUGCAACGAGUGCAUGGCCGAGUACUUCACCAUUCAGAUCCGAGACGGGAACGUACAGUGCCUUUCCUGCCCCGAGCCCAAAUGCACCUCGGUUGCCACACCAGAACAGGUGAAGAAGCUGGUCGGGGAGGCGGAGUUUGCGCGGUACGACCGGCUGCUGCUUCAGUCGAGUCUGGACGGGAUGCCGGACGUGGUGUACUGCCCGCGCUCCGUCUGCCGCGCCGCUGUCAUGCUGGAGCCCGAGACCAAGCUGGCCAUCUGCCCCGCCUGCCAGUUCGCCUUCUGCCACCUCUGCAACAGGGGCUACCACGGCGUCUCGGCCUGCAAAGCCAAGUUUGAGGAGCUGCUGGCGAUGCGUGAAGAGUAUAUAAAUGCAAGCCCUGCUGAGAAGGCCUUCAUGGAGCAACGUUAUGGCAAGCACGUCCUGCAGAGGGUGGUAGAGGAGUCCUACAGCAGCCAGUGGCUCAAGGAGAACUGCAAAAACUGCCCCCUGUGCGGCACCAAUAUACAGAAGAUCGAUGGCUGCAACAAGAUGACGUGCAGUAGCUGUAAGCAGUACUUCUGCUGGUUGUGCCUGGGCUCCCUCUCCAAAGCAGACCCCUACAGUCACUUCAACAACCAGGCCUCCCCCUGCUUCAAUCAGCUGUUCCAAGGAGUAGAUGUGGAAGAUGACUUUUGGGAUGAUGAAGAUGACCCGAUGUUUAUCUAGCGGGUUGUUCAACUGUUGUAGAGGACGUACAGCACAGGAUGCCUUUCUCCCUCACUGUUGAUGGACACACUAACUGCACUUUACUUGGAGAGCGUGCCAGAGUUGGGGAUUUGCCGAGCAAGCCAAGUGAAUUGCGCUCAACAAAAUGCGACUGCGAGCUACCAGACACAAGAGACAAAUGUUUGGAGUGGAGUGUUCUUCAAAGUUUGUGCUACAGAUCUAGAGUUGGCUGUUCAAAGAUAGCUUUUUGACAUCAUGAGUUCAAAGCGGUAUCUGAUGAGAUUCAACAUAUCCAUAUUUUUUUAUGAAUUCUACCUUUUAAAAGAUGCUGCAACGAAAAGCAAAUGCGAAAAUGCAAUUUGGUUUUUUUUUUCAUGCGUAACUACUCUAUGGAUUCUCAUUUAAGUGAUUAUGUUUGAUAUACAAAUGCGUGUCCCUGUAUCAUCAGGGAUACUUCCACUUUCUGUCAUAAAGUAAAUCCAAAUAAUGUAUUGUAA